This is a messenger RNA of Theobroma umbraticum, 860 nucleotides long. RefSeq names its product Mannose-binding lectin superfamily protein. Gene Ontology annotation, molecular function: carbohydrate binding. NCBI's taxonomy places the organism in Eukaryota, Viridiplantae, Streptophyta, Magnoliopsida, Malvales, Malvaceae. The record is from RefSeq and is a predicted model, not a curated record.
GUUGCUAUCUAUUUUAGCACCACUUUCCUCUAAAACAAAGCUUACUCCAUAAGCUAGAACGCCUCAGUCUAAGGUGAAGGCCAAAGCUCAUCCUUUAUUCUGAAUUCAGUAUCUGAUCUUCCAACUUCUGCAGGUUCAUAUGGAUGGUGGCAAGGAUCAGCCAAGCGGUAAGAAGAAAAUGAGUGUGGUCGUAGGACCAUGGGGAGGAACCGGUGGAGCUGCUUGGGACGAUGGAACCUAUCAUGGGGUAAGAGAAAUCACUCUGGUUUAUGAUCGUUGCAUCGACUCAAUCAGAGUGAUUUAUGAUAAGAACGGUAAGCCUGUAACAGCAGAAAAACAUGGAGGUGUAGGAGGAAACAAGACGGUUGAGAUUAAGCUCAAAUUCCCAGAAGAAUUCUUGAUCAGUGUAAGUGGUCAUUACUGUCCUGUAGUUCAUGGAGGUGGCCCUGUUAUUCGAUCACUCACGUUUAAGAGUAACCAGAGAACGUUUGGUCCAUAUGGAGUUGAAGAAGGAACUCCCUUCACUUUCUCCAUGGAGGGAGGGCAGAUCGCCGGGUUCAAUGGGCGAAGCGCAUGGUAUCUUGAUUCAAUCGGAUUUCGUUUAUCUCGGGUGCAAUCUCCGAAACUCUUUCAGAAGGUGCAGAAAGGCUUUCAAAGGCUUGCCAGUAGUGUCUCGAAAUCCUCUGCCAAGAAUAAUAACUAGUGAAAAGGCCCCUUCGCCAACAGGGAGGCUUAAAGUUCUUCAUUGAAAUUAAGGCAGCAUGUACCUAAGAUUUAAAAAGCACACAAUCUUCUUUUGAUAUAUUUUGGAUUUUGUCGCCUUUGGUAUGUUAUUUGAUGUUAGUAAUGAGUUGGGGUUA